Molecule: messenger RNA, 37765 nt
Organism: Ruditapes philippinarum (Manila clam)
Lineage: Eukaryota; Metazoa; Mollusca; Bivalvia; Venerida; Veneridae
Exons: 113
Coding region: 250-35676 (11808 amino acids)
Cellular component (GO): extracellular region
Molecular function (GO): protein binding; chitin binding
Source: RefSeq, a predicted model, not a curated record
GUGCGAGCAAUUUGUAACGGGUGGACGCGAGAAAUAUUGGAAAAUACCUGAACAGUGGACUUAUUUUCGAUCAAUAUUCACAGGUCUUUUCGUGCCACCACAUUUCGAAAGUUUAAAGUGAAUUUUUCAGUUUCGGAGGAAGGAAUAAAAUGUGAAAAAUUAAAUUUAGCAGACACCGCAACUUUAGCGCUGGUUCGCGAAGUUGACGUUACCGUAUUUAUUAUUGUGAAUGUAUUUAAUUGAUUUGAAAUGAAAAACAAUUUAUUUAUCUUAUUCAUUCUGUGUUUGAUUAGACUGGAAAAGGACUUGACAUUUGGACAAACAUGUAACUGUACAGCAAACGAAUGCCAGUCACAAUGUUCGGCUGGAACAUUUUUUGAGGGAUCAGGCAGUGGUUGUACAACAUGCCCUUCUGGAUACUAUUGUGCUGGAACCUCAGGUGGACCUAAGACGCCAUGUGCUGCCGGCACCUACUAUUCUGGCACAGGUGCAACCUCCUCCGGUGAUUGUGUGAGCUGUGGAGCAAACACAUUCAGUACUGGAGGAGCAGCGGCCUGUACGAUAUGUCCAGCAGGUUACAGUUGUACCAGUACAUCACAGACAGCUUGUUCUAGUGGUGAAUAUUCUCUAGCGGGUGAAACUUCCUGUACAACUUGCCCAACAGGAAAGGUUUGCUCAUCAACCACUACUGCACCACAGAACUGUAAUUCCGGGGAGGAACCAAAUGGAGCUCAAACUGCUUGCAGCACUUGUACAUCAGGAUCUUACAGCACAGAUGGUACAUCAUGUACGACAUGUCCUAAAGGCCAUAAAUGUCCAACCAGUGGAAUGGCCAAUCCAACAGAAUGUCCUGACGGGGAGGUACAGACGAGUACAGGUCAAGCGUCAUGUUCUCAGUGCUCAGCAGGAAAAGAUUGUUCUGACAAAACAACAGAGACAGACUGUGCCGCAGGGACUUUCAGUGCCGCAGGAUCGAAAUCUUGUACAGCCUGCGCUACAGGAUUUUAUAGUGAAUCAGGGGCAGAAAGUUGUACAGAAUGUCCAGGAGGAAAAGACUGUUCUAAUUCUUCAGCACUCAUUAAUUGUGCAGCAGGAACAUACAGCCCAGCAGGAACUCUAACCUGCCUGUCUUGUGCUGCUGGUGAAUAUAGUGGAGAGAUGGCAUCUGCUUGUACACAAUGUGAAGCUGGUAAGAAUUGCUCAGAUCCUGCUACAACACCAACCGAUUGUGCAGCUGGGACAGAAAGUGCUUUGGGUGUGGCUUCCUGUACAGCUUGUCAGAGUGGUUUCUACAGCAUAGCUGGGUCAGGCUCAUGUACUCAAUGUCCUGCUGGUAAGAAUUGUGCAUCGUCUGCUGUGACAAGUGGAACUUUACCACCUGACUGUCCCGCUAACACAUACAGUCUUGCUGGAAAUGCUGGGUGUACAAGUUGUAAUGUUGGUGAUUAUAGUUCUAUUGGGCAGUCCUCUUGUUCAACAUGUGCUGGUGGUUCUGAUUGUUCUGAUACAUCAAAUAUAACACCAUGUGCAGCUGGAACAUUCAGUCCUGCAGGAGAAGUUAACUGCUCUACAUGUUCCCAAGGUCAUUACAGUAAAUCUGGUGCUGAAACCUGUACAAUAUGUCCAGCAGGAAGUGACUGCUCUAAUCCAGCUGUUACAGGGGCCAAUCCACCAGAGUGUAUUGCUGGCACAUACAGUGAAGAGGGAUGGGCAGAAUGUGUCACAUGUCCAUCUGGUUACUAUGCAUCUUCUCAAGGUGCAACUGCCUGCUUGAAAUGUUCUGGUGGGUUUAAUUGUUCAGAUCCAGCAGCAACACCAACAUCUUGUCCUGAAGGUACUUUUAGUGCUGAGGGUGAUAGUGAAUGCACAAAUUGUCAACAAGGUUUCUACACUACAUCUGGCUCAUCAAUUUGCAUAAUUUGUCCAGGAGGGAAAGAUUGUUCUAAUUCUUCAGCACUCAUUAAUUGUGCAGCAGGAACAUACAGCCCAGCAGGAACUCUAACCUGCCUGUCUUGUGCUGCUGGUGAAUAUAGUGGAGAGAUGGCAUCUGCUUGUACACAAUGUGAAGCUGGUAAGAAUUGCUCGGAUCCUGCUACAACACCAACCUAUUGUGCAGCUGGGACAGAAAGUGCUUUAGGUGUGGCUUCCUGUACAGCUUGUCAGAGUGGUUUCUACAGCACAGCUGGGUCUGUUUCAUGUACUCAAUGUCCUGCUGGUAAGAAUUGUGCAUCGUCUGCUGUGACAAGUGGAACUUUACCACCAGACUGUCCAGCUAACACAUACAGUCUUGCUGGAAAUGCUGGCUGUACAAGUUGUAAUGUUGGUGAUUAUAGUUCUAUUGGGCAGUCCUCUUGUACCACAUGUGCUGGAGGUUCUGAUUGUUCUGAUACAUCAAAUAUAACACCUUGUGCAGCUGGAACAUUCAGUCCUGCAGGAGAAGUUAACUGCUCUACAUGUUCCCAAGGUCAUUACAGUAAAUCUGGUGCUGAAACCUGUACAAUAUGUCCAGCAGGAAGUGACUGCUCUAAUCCAGCCGUUACAGGGGCCAAUCCACCAGAGUGUAUAGCUGGUACAUACAGUGAAGAGGGAUGGGCAGGAUGUGUCACAUGUCCGUCUGGUUACUAUGCAUCUUCUCAAGGUGCAACUGCCUGCUUGAAAUGUUCUGGUGGGUUUAAUUGUUCAGAUCCAGCAGCAACACCAACAUCUUGUCCUGAAGGAACUUUUAGUGCUGAGGGUGAUAGUGAGUGUACAAAUUGUUUACAAGGUUUCUACACUAAUACAGCUGGCUCAUCAAUUUGCACAAUUUGUCCAGCAGGAAAGGACUGUUCUAAUCAGGCUGUUAUUCCAACCAAUUGUUCAGCUGGAUCAUACAGCUUACAAGGCUGGUUUGGUUGUGUAAUUUGUUCUGAUGGAACAUUUAGUAAUACAGAAGGGUCAGAUAGUUGUUCUGAAUGCCCAGGAGGAAAAGAUUGUUCAGAUCCUGCAAUAGAACCAACAGAUUGUAAUGCAGGAACAUUCAGUGCACCUGGUGUUAGAACUUGCAGUAAUUGUGCAGAUGGUUACUAUAGUGAUUCAGCAGGGUCAUCAAACUGCACAAUUUGCCCUGGAGGUAAGGAUUGUACCAAUAAAGCUGUAACACCAACAAACUGUCCUGAAGGAACUUUUAGUGCUGAGGGUGACAGUGAAUGCACAAAUUGUCAACAAGGUUUCUACACUACAUCUGGCUCAUCAAUUUGCACAAUUUGUCCCGCAGGAAAAGACUGUUCUAAUUCUUCAGCACUCAUUAAUUGUGCAGCAGGAACAUACAGCCCAGCAGGAACUCUAACCUGCCUGUCUUGUGCUGCUGGUGAAUAUAGUGGAGAGAUGGCAUCUGCUUGUACACAAUGUGAAGCUGGUAAGAAUUGCUCAGACCCUUCUACAACACCAACUGAUUGUGCAGCUGGGACAGAAAGUGCUUUAGGUGUGGCUUCCUGUACAGCUUGUCAGAGUGGUUUCUACAGCAUAGCUGGGUCUGCUUCAUGUACUCAAUGUCCUGCUGGUAAGAAUUGUGCAUUGUCUGCUGUGACAAGUGGAACUUUACCACCAGACUGUCCAGCUAACACAUACAGUCUUGCUGGAAAUGCUGGCUGUACAAGUUGUAAUGUUGGUGACUAUAGUUCUAUUGGGCAGUCCUCUUGUACCACAUGUGCUGGUGGUUCUGAUUGUUCUGAUACAUCAAAUAUAACACCAUGUGCAGCUGGAACAUUCAGUCCUGCAGGUGAAGUUAACUGCUCUACAUGUUCCCAAGGUCAUUACAGUAAAUCUGGUGCUGAAACCUGUACAAUAUGUCCAGCAGGAAGUGACUGCUCUAAUCCAGCUGUUACAGGGGCCAAUCCACCAGAGUGUAUAGCUGGUACAUACAGUGAAGAGGGAUGGGCAGGAUGUGUCACAUGUCCAUCUGGUUACUAUGCAUCUUCUCAAGGUGCAACUGCCUGCUUGAAAUGUUCUGGUGGGUUUAAUUGUUCAGAUCCAGCAGCAACACCAACAUCUUGUCCUGAAGGAACUUUUAGUGCUGAGGGUGAUAGUGAGUGUACAAAUUGUCUACAAGGUUUCUACACUAAUACAGCUGGCUCAUCAAUUUGCACAAUUUGUCCAGCAGGAAAGGACUGUUCUAAUCAGGCUGUUAUUCCAACCAAUUGUUCAGCUGGAUCAUACAGCUUACAAGGCUGGUUUGGUUGUGUAAUUUGUUCAGAUGGAACAUUUAGUAAUACAGAAGGGUCAGAGAGUUGUUCUGAAUGCCCAGGAGGAAAAGAUUGUUCAGAUCCUGCAAUAGAACCAACAGAUUGUAAUGCAGGAACAUUCAGUGCACCUGGUGUAAGUGCUUGCAGUAAUUGUGCAGAUGGUUACUAUAGUGAUUCAGCAGGGUCAUCAAACUGCACAAUUUGCCCAGGAGGUAAGGAUUGUACCAAUAAAGCUGUAACACCAACAAACUGUCCUGAAGGAACUUUUAGUGCUGAAGGUGUAAGUGAGUGCACAAAUUGUCAACAAGGUUUCUACACUGAUACAACUGGCUCAUCAAUUUGCACAAUUUGUCCAGCAGGAAAGGACUGUUCUAAUCAGGCUGUUACUCCAACCAAUUGUUCAGCUGGAUCAUACAGCUUACAAGGCUGGUUUGGUUGUGUAAUUUGUUCAGAUGGAACAUAUAGUAAUACAGAAGGGUCAGAGAGUUGUUCUGAAUGCCCAGGAGGAAAAGAUUGUUCAGAUCCUGCAAUAGAACCAACAGAUUGUAAUGCAGGAACAUUCAGUGCACCUGGUGUAAGUGCUUGCAGUAAUUGUGCAGAUGGUUACUAUAGUGAUUCAGCAGGGUCAUCAAACUGUACAAUUUGCCCAGGAGGUAAGGAUUGUACCAAUAAAGCAAUAACACCAACAAACUGUCCAGGGGGAACAUUCAGUGCUGAGGGCAGCUCUAGCUGUGCCUUUUGUGCUCAAGGGUAUUAUAGUCUUGAAGCAGCAUCAACCUGUAUAAUAUGUCCAAGAGGGAGUGACUGUUCUGACAAUUCUGUGACACCAACCAAUUGUUCAGCAGGAACAUUCAGUACAGAAGGGUCAUACAAUUGUUCAGCAUGCCCCACAGGAUGGUAUAGUGUUGAAGGCUCUGAUAGUUGUACCCCGUGUGAAGCAGGUAAGGAAUGUUCCGAUCCUGCUGCUCCAACAUUAUGUAAUGCUGGUUACUAUAGUGAACUUUACUCAAUCACCUGUGACCCAUGUCCAGCAGGACACUACAGCACAUCAGGACAAGGAUCAUGUACUAUUUGCUCUGCAGGUAAAGAUUGCACCAGUGCUGCUGGAACUCCACCAGAUUGUUCUGCAGGCAUGUAUAGUGAGGAGGGUGAUAAUGGAUGCACUAACUGUUUAUCAGGUUAUUAUAGCACUGCUGGAAGUGCAAACUGUAUUAUAUGUCCAGCUGGCAAAGAUUGUACUCUUUCAAAUAUAAUACCAACUGACUGUGCUGCAGGCAAAUAUAGUAAUGAAGGUGAUGCAGGUUGUACAAAUUGUCCAUCAGGAAAGUACAGUAUUGGAGGAAACUCAAGCUGUAGCUUAUGUCCAGCAGGUUAUGAUUGUACAAAUCCAGCUUCUAUUCUAGAAUGUGAUGCAGGAAAAUUUAGUGCUGAAGGCUCAGCUGACUGUAGUAUUUGCGCACAAGGGACUUUCAGUGCUCAAGGUUCAGGUAGCUGUAGUGCAUGUCCUGCAGGUAAAAAUUGCUCUAAUUCUGCUGUUGCAACAGAUCCUAAUGAUUGUGAUGUAGGUACAUAUAGUGAGGAGGGUUGGUAUGAAUGCAGGACAUGUCCAGAUGGCACAUACAGCGAUACAACAGGAUCAUCUAGUUGCACAUCAUGUGAGUCAGGGAAAAAUUGCUCUGACAAGGCAAGUACACCAACUGACUGUCCAGCUGGCACUUACAGUGCACUAGGAUAUUCAGAGUGUACAUCAUGUUUAAAUGGAUAUUACAGUGCUGCUGCUGCAGGAAGUUGCACAGCUUGUGAAGCAGGCAAGAAUUGCACAGAUAAAAUUACUCCUGUAAAUUGUCCAGUGAAUACAUACAGUGAGGAAGGCUGGACAGGAUGUACUUAUUGUUUACCAGGAAGCUAUAGUAAUGAAGGAUCUGGAAGUUGUACAAAAUGUCCAGCUGGUAAAGACUGUUCAGAUUUGGUACUUGGAAUUACUGAUUGUGCUGGAGGAACAUAUAGUUUAGAGGGACAGUUUGGAUGUACUGUUUGUCCAGAAGGACAAUAUAGCCCGGCUGGGGCAGAAACUUGUUCUGAUUGCCCUGGAGGAAAAGAUUGUACAGACCCAAGUGUCCAAACUGACUGCCCUGCUGGAACAUUUGGUCCGUCGGGUGUUUCUAACUGCUCUACUUGUGGUCUUGGUUAUUACAGUACUGCAGGGUCAGAUAUUUGUACUAUAUGUCCGGCUGGCAAGAAUUGUGCUGAUCCAGCUGCAACCACAGUUCCUGAUGACUGUCCAAUCGGUACCUACAGUAAUACCGGAGACCAUACCUGUAUAAACUGCCCAUCUGGUUCUACAAGUGCGGCCGGCUCAACAUCUUGCACCACAUGCGGUGCUGGUUUAGAUUGUAGCACAGCUACCAAUCCUGUUAACUGUUCAGCCGGAACAUUUAGUCCAGAAAAUAAUGUUGGUUGCUCAAUCUGUCCAGUUGGUCACUAUAGUGAGGAAGGUGCUUCGUCAUGUAAACUUUGCCUACCGGGAAAGAACUGUUCAGAUCCAACAGCUGUGACUGAUUGUCCAAGUGGGUUUUACAGUGUCCUCGGUCAAGCAGACUGCACAAGUUGCAGUCCAGGACAUUACUCAACGGCUGGUCAGACGAGUUGUACACAGUGUACAGCAGGUUAUUCUUGCACAACAACGACUCAGUCACAGUGUGGAACAGGUUCAUACAGCAGUGCGGGUUCAACUUCCUGUACAACAUGCCCAGCAGGUCAUGAAUGUUCCUCUGUAACAACCGGAACCCCGACAGAAUGUACCGCCGGAACUUACGCAGCUGCUGGAGCCGCAUCUUGCUCCCCUUGUGGUAAAGGUUUCAAGUGUCCAAAUAACGGCAUGGAUUCACAAAUUGCAUGUACAACAGGGCAGUACCAGCCAUCUACUGGUCAAACAACAUGUAUUGACUGUCCAGCAGGUCAAGAAUGUACAAGCGUAAGUGCUGCAGCCGCGGACUGUCCGGCAGGUAAGUACAGUCCUGCAGGUGUUGACACAUGUAUCACAUGUCCAGCAGGGGAGUAUACAUCAUCUGCUCAACAAGCCAGCUGUACACAAUGUCCUGCCGGAUCAGAAUGUACAACAACUGCUGCAUCCCUUUGUCCUGCUGGAGAAUACAGUUCUGCUGGACAGACACAGUGUACCCAAUGUGGUCCGGGGACAUACAAGGCUAACACAGGCACCGGCACAUGUUCACCAUGUGACGCAGGUUUUGAAUGCCCAACAACAGCAGCAAAGAGUGCAUGUUCAAGUGGUUACUAUUCACUGGGGGGUCUUGAGAGCUGCCUACCGUGUCCGGCUGGUCAUGAAUGUUCAGACUCUGCAGUGGCUCCUGUAGAAUGUAGUGCUGGUACCUAUGCUACUAAUACAAGUACAGUGUGUAGUGAUUGUGAUGCAGGGUACAAAUGUCCGUCUGCUGGUCUAGGUGAACAGAUACCAUGUCCAACUGGGUAUUAUCAGACGUCAACAGGCCAAUCGACAUGUACACAGUGUGGUCAAGGUGAAAAGUGUACAGACAGUACAGCAUCUCCCACCCAAUGUGCUGAAGGAACAUAUCAAGAUGAUUAUGGACAAGACUCAUGUAUUGAUUGUCCAUCUGGUUAUUAUGCAGAUUCAACCGGGUCAGUCACAUGUACUAUAUGUCCAGCCGGUUCACAGUGCUCGGACCCAACAGUCGCUCCCGUAGCUUGUCCAACUGGAGAUUUCUCUGCCCAAGGGAGCACAGCGUGUACGUCAUGUCCCGCAGGUCACACUUGUAGUGGAAGUACUGCCACCCCAUGUGCUGCUGGUACAUAUGUAGACAACAAUGUUUGUGUAGCUUGUCAAGCAGGGAACGAGUGCUCAGAUCCGACCAUUGGCAUGGUAGUAUGUGCAGACGGGAAAUACCAGACAGCCACUGGUCAGUCAUCUUGUGAUGAUUGUCCAGCUGGUCAGAAAUGUACGAGUAAAAGUGGAGCAGCAGUUGACUGUGAUGCUGGUUAUUUCAGUCCACUAGGUGUCAGCACUUGCACGCAAUGCCCUGAUGGUUACUAUAGUGCAGCCAAAGCUUCUACAUGUUCACAAUGUCCAGCUGGUCAGAAAUGUUUUGAUGGGUCCAACUAUAUAAAUCCUACAAAUUGUGACGCUGGCUAUUACAGUUUACUGGGUGAUUCAUCGUGCACAGCUUGUGCUGCAGGUACAACAAGUACUUCAGGUUCCAGUUCUUGUACACUAUGUCCAGCAGGAUUCCAGUGUAAUGACCCUACAUCUGCUGUUGCUUGUUCUAAUGGAUUCUACAGUCUAGAAGGAAAUACAAUUGCAUGUACAGAAUGCCCUGCUGGUUAUUCAUGUGCCACGACGUCUGCUGCACCAGCAAUAUGUGCUUCAGGAACAUAUUCUACGGUCCAGUCACAAUCAUGUACUGCCUGUCCUACUGGACAGUCAUGUAUUGACCCUUCAGAAGCACCUGUCAACUGUGACACUGGCUACUACAGCCCAUCUGGAACAGCAACUUGUUCAGCAUGUCCAGCAGGGAAAGAGUGCACUUCAGAUCCAGAUAGUCCAACAGCAUGCAGCAGUGGAGAGUACAGUCUUUCAGGAGUGAGUGAUUGUACUGUAUGUCCAGCAGGUAGCAUGUGUCCGUACACUACAUCCAGUCCUAUAGCUUGCUCCUCUGGUCAGACAACAGGUGGAAAUACUGGACAGACAUCAUGUACCGAUUGUACAGCUGGUAAUGCAUGUCCUGAUCCAAGUCUUGCUGAGCAAGCUUGUACACCAGGCCAGUAUGCACUUGCGAAGGCAACAACUUGUACAACAUGUCCAUCAGGGUAUAAAUGUGUAACAACUAGUGCAGCACCUGUUCUUUGUGGUGCAGGAGAGUAUUCUACAAGCGGUCAGACCACAUGUCAAACAUGUGCUGCAGGGGCCUCAUGUACUAUCACAGGGACUGUCAGAACUUGUAGCUUAGGUUAUUAUGCAGCUUCCGGAACUGGUAAAUGUACACGAUGUCCUGCAGGACAGUAUUGUCCUAAUCCUGCAAAUGCUCCAAUAGACUGUGAUCCAGGACAAUAUUCUUACAUGGGCUCAACUUCAUGUACAGAUUGUGAACCAGGCUGGGAAUGUCCAAAUCUGGAUGGUACAGGCAGAACUCCAUGUCUUGCUGGCUUUUAUGCAGUUGGUAAGGCAGAUGAUUGUACUCAAUGUCCAGCAGGUAGUGCAUGCCCAGAUGUAAACCAUGCUACAGUAAUAACAUGUCUUGCUGGAUCAUACGCUGUGGCAGGCAGUACUCAGUGUACAGAAUGUCCACCUGGUUAUGAGUGCCCAUCAACAACAGCAGCAACACAAACAGAAUGUGCCGAAGGUUUCUACAGCCCGGGAGGGCUUGAUGCAUGUGUUGAAUGUCCAGCAGGUUAUGAAUGUCCUACAAUUUAUGAUGACACAGUCAUACAGUGCGAGCGUGGCUUUUAUUCCGAGGCAGGUGCCAAAUAUUGUACCGAGUGUGAAGCUGGAAAAGAAUGUCCUAAUAAUAAUGCUCAAGGUACUAACUGUAACACUGGCUACUACAGCUUGGGUGGCCUUAUUGCUUGUAGACAAUGCCCUGCAGGUUACUCAUGUGCUGAUUCCUCAAUUGACCCUGUCAUAUGCCCUGAAGGUCAGUUUAGUGCCGCAGGUGCAACAGCAUGCUCAAAUUGUAUAGCUGGGUAUGCAUGUCCAGAGGGAAGUACACAAAAUAAUCCACCCAGUGCAAAGUGUUCAAUGGGAUACUAUUGCACUGAUGGCAAGACUGAAACACCUUGCCCUGCUGGUAAAUAUGGUGAUGCUUUGGGUUAUUCAGCUGACACUGAAUGUAAGGAUUGCAUACAAGGAUUUUAUUGUCCUGAAGGAACUGCAGGCCAACCAACAAAUGAGCUGCUAUGUCAUAAAGGUUAUUACUGCCCAACCGGCACGGAUACAUACAAGUCAAAUCCCUGCUUAGCUGGAACAUACAACAACAUGCUUGGAGCAACAAGUAGUACAGCUUGUCUAAACUGUCCUGCCGGUAGACAUUGUCCUUCAGGAACAGACAAUCCUGAUUUUGAUGCUUAUAAAUGUCCAAAGGGCUCCUACUGUCCGGCACAAUCUGGUGCACCAACUCCCUGCCCAACUGGAAAAUACACUGAAGCUGAAAAUAGUGUAGCAGAAAGUAACUGCAAGAGUUGUCCAACAGGAUACUAUUGCCCAUCCGGGACAGCUUCACCACUUGCUUGCCCUGCCGGAACCUAUAACCCAGACAUUGAGAAAGGAAAUAUCACAGACUGUCAGGAUUGUUUGGCAGGAUUUGCUUGCACUAAAACCGGACUGGCUGAGGCUGAUUCACCAUGUUCACCAGGCUACUACUGUCCAGGUGCAAAUCAUGCCUAUAAUCAAGCAGAAUAUGCCUGUCCUGCUGGCAAGUUUACAGAUUUCACAAAUCUGACUCAUGUUGAGCAAUGUCAAGAUUGUCCCCAGAAAUUUGCUUGUACUGGAGGAACAGGAGGUCAACAGAAAGCUCCAGAAGCUUGUGGUCAAGGAUACUACUGUCCAACUGGGACUGGGUCACCAACACAAUUCCCAUGUCCUGCUGGAACAUAUGCCAACUUGACAAACCUGUACAAAGUGGAACAGUGUACAGAAUGUCCACGAGGUUACUACUGUUUAGAAGGGUCAUCUUCCCCAUCAGGGAUAUGUGCUGCUGGUCAUUAUUGUCCAGAUGGUACAAGAUAUGAUACUGAGUUCCCGUGUCAUGCUGGAUCAUAUAGUCAGUUCACUGGAAACACCGGUUGGGAAGAUUGUAGUGAUUGUACCACAGGGCACUACUGCCCUCAGGGAUCUGUAAACCCAACAGAUUGUCCAGCUGGAACUUUUCGUGCAUCAACCAAGGGAGAGAAUCUGACAAGUUGUGAUUUCUGUACAGCGGGUUAUCACUGUCCUACGGCAGCAAUGACCACUCCUUUAGUGUGUGAAAAAGGAAACUUUUCAGAUACAGGGGCCACAGAAUGUACAACAUGUGACCCAGGUAGAUACUGUAACUCUAAUGCCACGUCUGAAACAUUUAUGAACUCAGAUCUCAUCUGUCCAGCAGGAACAGAAUGUCCAGGUGGAAUGUCCUAUCAGCCAGAUUUAGUCAGUGAUCCCUGUCGCCAAGGUUACUAUUGUCCAAAAGGUGACGUGAACCCGUUUCCAGUGCCUUGCCCAAUUGGAACAUUCAACAGCAAGUAUGGUUUACAACAGGUAUCAGAAUGUGAAUCAUGUACAGCAGGAUAUUACUGUGAUGUUGAAGGUUUGACAUCUGUUGCCGGGGAAUGUCCGGGAGGUUACUAUUGCCCUAGAGGUACUGGAGACAGAUAUUCCUUCCCUUGCUCUAUAGGAUUUUAUCGUAACGGGUCAGCUAAAGAAUCUUUCUCAGAUUGUGCUGAAUGUACUGCCGGAUUUUACUGUGAUGUUGAAGGUCUCGCUACUCCUAAAGAUUGCCCCAGAGGAUUUUUCUGUGUAACUGGAAGUACAUCUUACGUACCCUGCCCACUUGGUCACUAUGGUAACACAACAAAUCUCCGACGUGACACAGAUUGCACACCAUGUCCUGGAGGAUACUAUUGUGAUGGAAUAGGAUUGACAACACCUACAGAUGUUUGUGAUGCUGGGUUUUAUUGUAUUGAGAAGGCUUAUACAUCUGCCCCACCAGAUGGUUUGACUGGAGGUCUGUGUCCAGCUGGUGGUUACUGUCCUGCAGGUUCGGCUACACCAUCACCAUGUGAUGUUGGUUACUAUAGCAACUAUGCUGGUGCCAAGACCAAGUACGACUGUAUACCAUGUGAUCCUGGCUAUUUCUGUGCUGGUUCCAGUAGUGUGAAUGCAACACAAGAAUGUUCUCCCGGCUACUACUGUACAGGAGGAGCUGGUGUCCCAACUCAGCAUGAGACAGAGUCUGGUUAUUAUACAGCAUCUGGAGCAUUUAAACAAGAACCGUGUCCACCCGGAACAUACCAACCAGCCAGAUUAUCAGAAUCUUGUCUUGACUGCCCGCAAGGUUAUUACUGUAGUGGAAUAGCAAACAGUAAUAGAACUAUCUGUCCUCAAGGCUCUUACUGCCCACUAAGGAGUGAGGAACCUACACCAUGCCCUCCAGGAACAUACCAAGUUGAUGAAGGUGAAUAUGACGAAGCUUUACAUUGCGACGAUUGUACGGUUGGCUGGGCUUGUGAAACAGACGGCUUGAUUGCACCUAAUGUACUGUGUGACCCAGGACAUUAUUGUUCUAAUGGUUCAAGUACUAGAACACCAAUAGGACAAACAUUUGGAGACUUGUGUCCUCCCGGCUUCUACUGUCCAGAAGGGACAUCUGUGUAUCAACAUUUCCCAUGUCCGAAUGGUACUUACUCUAAUUACUCUGGAAACAGUCAUGAAGAUAACUGUACAUUAUGUGAUGGUGGUCUAGUCUGCAGUGGUGGAGGACUGACAGAACCUAACGGUGUAUGUGCGGCAGGCUGGUAUUGUACUCUGGGAGCAUACACAGACAAACCUGCUGAUGGUGGCGCUACUGGUGAAGUUUGCACAGUCGGACACUACUGCCCAGAAGGAACAGCUGCACCAAUAGCAUGUGCUGCAGGCUCAUAUAUGAAUGUUACAAAUUCGGAUGCCUGUUUUGAUUGUCCGCCAGGAUUCUUCUGCUAUGGUGAUGCCAAUGUUCACAAAUGUGAUCGUGGACAUUAUUGCCCCGGUAAUACAUCAUGGGCCGGUCAAGUGAAAUGUCCAGUAGGAACUUAUAACCCAGAUAAAGGAAUGGAUGAUGUGAGUGACUGUCGACAGUGUUUGGGUGGAUAUUAUUGUGACACACUUGGUGCCAUUAAUUUUGACUUUACAAAGAAUGACACAGGAACUGGAAUAUGUGACGCCGGCUAUUAUUGUAAAUCAGGUGUAAGCAUUGCCACUCCUACCCCAGCGACAUCAACGGGUGAUGGCGGACCGUGUCCAGCAGGUUUUUACUGUGAAGCACAGACAGAAGAUCCGACACCUUGUCCCACAUCAACGUAUCGUGACAUCACUGGAGGAGUUGAUGUAUCUUCCUGUUACACAUGCACAUUGGGCAAUUACUGCGGCUCAGAAAAUCUCACCAAUCCUUCUGGACCAUGUGACCCAGGAUUCUUUUGUUUACUGGGUAGUGACACUCCUACUCCAACAGGGUCAGAUACAUCUAUUGGAGGUCCUUGUCCUAUCAGCCACUACUGUCCGACCGGAACAUCUUCCCCCUACGCUUGUGAGGCUGGAACUUACAACAACAUAACCCAGCAAGAGACGUGCUUCACAUGCCAUGCCGGAUAUUACUGCCCGGACAAUACAACAUUUUACCAAGAUUACCCAUGCCCUACUGGCCAUUACUGUCCUAGUGGUACAAAUAGCAGCACCCAAUACCCAUGUCCAUUAGGUACAUAUAGACCAGAUGAAAUGGGAACUCAAGUGUCAGACUGUCUUCCAUGUCCAUGUGGGAAAUAUUGCGGUAAUAUUGGCCUCAGUGCACCUACAGGCGACUGUGACGCAGGUUAUUUCUGUCUGCAGUCAGCGGAGAGUGCCACACCUACUGAUGGUGUCACAGGGGACACAUGCUCGGCGGGAAAUCUAUGUGCCAUAGGAUCAUGUAAUGAAACAGCUUGUACCGAGGGAUUCUAUUGUGCUUCAACAGGACUAUCUGUAGUAACUGGGCCAUGUGAUGCAGGGUAUUAUUGUAAUGCUGGGUCAAAUCGUGCUGAUCCAACAGAUGGCAUUAUGGGUGAUCGCUGCCCUGAAGGAAGAUACUGCAGUUCUGGUUCUACUAGUAAUCAAGCAAGAUGUCCUGCUGGAACAUUCUCUAACAAGACAGGAAACAGUCUGUCCAGUGAUUGUGAUGCCUGUACACAGGGAUUCUACUGCCAGGACUUAGGCCUUACAGAACCAAAUGGUCCAUGCGAUCCAGGAUAUUAUUGUCCAACUGGAUCAAGUUCAAGCACGGAACAACUAUGUCCCGCAGGUCAUUAUUGUGAUGGUGGUAAUCAUGUGGGUGUUUAUUGUGAAUCUGGAACAUACCAGGACGAGACAGGACAAUCCUCAUGUAAAAUAUGCCCAUCUGGUUACUAUUGUGAUGUGGCAAAUGCACCUAUAACUGACUAUACAACGUAUGUUUGUCCGCUUGGUUACUACUGUCCCAAUGGCACAGAGUUCUCAACACAACAUGGAUGUCCUAAAGGAACAUAUGGUACAAGCACACAACUAGAGUCAUCAAGUCAAUGUACAGAUUGUGAUCCUGGAAAAUACUGUGGUAGUGUGGGAAUGACAGUAAUUACAGAUGACUGUACAGCUGGGUAUUGGUGUAUAAGUGGAUCAUCAUUACCGGAACCUUUUGAUGGUGUUACUGGAAAAGCUUGUCCCGAAGGUCAUUAUUGUGACACUGGAACAACUACACCAUCACAAUGUCCAGUUGGAACAAUGUCAAACAGCACUGGACUAUCUAGUUCUGGUCAUUGUUCUCCUUGCAAAGGUGGAUAUUAUUGUGCAACCACUGGGCUUUCUGAACCAACGGGACCAUGUAAUGCAGGCUACUACUGCGACUCUGGUGCUACAACAGCAACACCAAAUGAUAAUGGAGUCACUGGUGAUGAGUGCACAAUAGGCCAUUACUGUCCACAAGGCACAGAUGUUCCAAUCCAGUGUCCUGUAGGCAAAUUCAUGCAAACAACCCAGGCAUCUGUAUGCAUAGAUUGUACAGCAGGUUAUUAUUGUGUUGAUGGUCUAAAUCUGAUUGACUGUCCACAAGGAUAUUAUUGUCCAACCGGUACUGGAAAUGUAACCAACAUGUGCCCGGCUGGAACAUAUGGUGCAAGCACAAACCUUGCAGCAGUAGGGGACUGCACACAAUGCCCCGGAGGAUCAUAUUGCGACAUACCAGGUCUAACCACACAUGCUGGUAACUGUAGUGCUGGAUAUUUUUGCACAUCUGGUUCAGAUUCCCAGACUCCAACCGGAGCAGUUGGCACAGCAGGAGAAUGCCCUGCAGGUCACUAUUGUGGCGUUGGAACUGUUAACGCUGUGCCAUGUUCAGCUGGAACAUACAGUAAUACAACCGGACUUACCAGUCAGGCAGAUUGUACACAAUGUGAUGUGGGUAAAUAUUGUGGAACAUCCGGUUUAGAGGCUCCAACAGGUGAUUGUGAUCCCGGUUUCUAUUGUCUAGAUGGUGCCAGUGUUCCAAACAAUCCAACAGCAGGUUCAACUGGAGGUCCUUGUCCAAUUGGUCACUACUGUCCAUCAGGAACAAGCUUUCCACUUGGAUGUGAACCAGGCACUUACAGUUCAAGUGAAGGAGCAGCAGUGUGUACAGAAUGCCCAGAAGGAUAUUUCUGUAUGGUUAAUGCCACUGAUUUUACCAGUAACCCAUGUCCAGCUGGAUAUUAUUGUCCAAAUGGUACAUUAUACAGCACUCAGUACCCAUGUGACAUAGGCUAUUACAACCCUGACACUGGUAAAAAGAGCAUUGAUGAUUGUCUCCCUUGCCCACCAGGAAAGUAUUGUGGAUCUUCCGGGCUUAAUGCUGUAUCUGGAGAUUGUGACCCAGGGUAUUAUUGCAUUCUGGGAGCUUGGUUAAGUCAACCAACAGAAAUUGGUAAUUAUUCGGCACCGGACUGCUUCUGUCCAAAUAACCAAACUGGUGGCCAAUGUACGGCUGGAAACUUUUGUCCUGCUGGGUCCAAUGAGCCAACACCUUGUACGGGAGGUCAUUACUGUGACAGUAAUGGACUUGGUGUAGAAUCAGGAGAAUGUUAUGCUGGCUACUUUUGUACAUCUGGUGCCUCAGUUCCAAAUCCUACAGAUGGCGUAACAGGAGACAUUUGUCCUAUGGGACAUUACUGUCCUAAUGGAACAACCACAGCCCAACAAUGCUCCACUGGUUACUAUAGCAACGUUACUGGAAAUACAGAUGUUACUGACUGUGAACAGUGUACACCAGGAUAUUACUGCAGUUCCCCCGGUCUAGCUGAACCAACCGGAACUUGUGGGUCUGGAUAUUAUUGUCCAGCUGGUCAGACUGCAAGACGACCAUCAGCCUAUCAGUGUACACCUGGACAUUUCUGUGUAGCUGGAAGCUCAGAAGAAGUUGCCUGCCCAUCUGGAGAAUACCAAGAUCUGUUUGGACAGACAUCAUGCAAAACUUGCCCUGUUGGUUAUUAUUGUGAUGGCACAGUACAGAACUCGAGUGUGUGCUCACAUGGUGUACAGAAUCCCGAAUCUUGUCCUAGUGGCCACUACUGUCCUACAGGUACCAAGUUUGCCACAGAAUAUCCUUGUCCUAAUGGAACAUACAACCCAGAUACAAACAAAGAGCAGUUAUCAGACUGUAUACAAUGUACAGCAGGCUCAUACUGUGGCACUGAAGGAUUAUCAGCUCCUACAGGACUUUGUGCAGCAGGGUAUUAUUGUAUAGGUAGCGCUGUCAUUGAAAACCCAACAGACGGAACAACUGGUGAUAUUUGCCCUGCUGGAUCCUACUGUGUCUCUGGUUCAAGUUACUUUACAGAAUGUCCAAAGGGAACAUACAACCCAUCAACGGCUGUCGGAUCAGAAGCUAACUGUACUGAUUGUGAUCCAGGAACCUAUUGUUCUAGCACUGGACUAACUGCACCUACAGCAAAUUGUAGUGGUGGUUAUUAUUGUAUAAGUAGAGCGGAGAAAAGUCGCCCCGAGGAUGGUGUAACAGGAAAUGUCUGUCCAAUAGGUCAUUAUUGUCCAGUUGGUACUGGUCCUAAUGCUUUACAAUGCCCACCUGGAGAAUUUAACAGUAUUGCCAGUCAAACUUCAUGUUUUAUAUGCACAGCUGGUAAAUAUUGUUUAGAUGGCAUAAAUCAAUUAGAUUGUCCACAAGGUUUCUACUGUCCAUCAGGAACAGGCACAGUCUGGCAGGUGUGUCCACAAGGUACAUAUGGUAACAAUGUAGGGUUUUCUCUAGAAUCUCAGUGUACACAAUGUGAUGGUGGCCAGUAUUGCAGUUUUACCAACUUGACAGCACCAGUUGGCCCUUGUGAUGCAGGAUACUUUUGUAGAUCUGGAUCUGAUACAAAUCAACCAACAAACUCAUCUGUGGGCGAUGCUGGUCCAUGUCCAGAAGGUCACUAUUGUGAAAGUGGUACACAAGAACCAACGCCUUGUCCCCUUGGUACUUUCAGCAACCAGACAAUGUUAAAGGCAGCCUCAGAAUGCUAUGACUGUACCCCUGGUUACUACUGUGAUACCACAGGUCUGACAGAACCGGUUGGACUGUGUACAGAAGGAUUUUACUGCAGUGGUGGUUCAAACUCUUCUAGCCCUCCAGUAACGUCAUCAACAGGGGGUCCGUGCCCGAUUGGUAAAUAUUGUCUCAAUGGAACAAGUACACCUAAAGACUGUCCUGCUGGUACCUUCAAUGAUGUAGAUCAGCAGUCCUCAUGUAAAGAUUGUCCUGCAGGAUAUUACUGUGAAGCAGGAGCCACAACUAAUUCAGAAUGCCCCAGAGGAUAUUAUUGUCCCGCAAACACUGAGUUUGCCCACCAGUAUGCCUGUAAUAAUGGUACAUACAAUGGAAAUACAAGAGCUACCAGUGAUGCUGGCUGUACUAUAUGUCCAGCUGGCCAAUAUUGUCCUUCACAUGGGUUAUCUGCCCCUGCUGGGGAUUGUGCUGGUGGGUGGUACUGUUAUGCAGGCUCCUGGACAGAUAAACCAAGUAUUCUUGGUAAUGAUACCGGAUCUGACUGCUACUGUCCCGCUCAAACUAUUGGCGGGAAAUGUUUAGCGGGAAAUUUCUGCCCUAAUGGAUCCUCCAGUCAAUCUCCUUGUACUGGAGGUUAUUAUUGUGAAACAGAUGAAUUGAUAGCUGUAACCGGACCAUGCAUGGCGGGAUACUUCUGCAGUGGAAGUUCUACAAUGCUAAACCCAGUAAAUGAAACAUUUGGAGACAUUUGUCCAAAAGGUCACUACUGUACGGAGGCCAGUCCGGCAGCAACACCUUGUCCUGAGGGAACAUUUAGUGAUGCUUUUGGUAAUGAAAAUUUAACCAACUGUUUACCAUGUACAGCAGGUCAAUAUUGCUCUGGAACUGGACGAGAUUUACCCAAUGGUAACUGUAGUGUUGGUUGGUUCUGUCCAGCUGGAAGCACUCAGCCACAACCAACUGGUAAUGAAUGUUUGGCAGGACAUGAAUGUCCUGAGGGAAGUGGAGAUGAAACACCAUGUGCAUCAGGAUAUUAUCAACCUAAUGUAGGGGAGGGGGUUUGCUUGAUAUGUCCAGAUGGUAAAUAUUGUGACCAAAAUGAAGCAAUAUCUGAGCAACAAAGUGGAGUUGGGGAGGCAUCACAUGGUGUUGUAACACCAAAAGAUUGCCCAGCCGGAUAUUACUGUCCUGAAGGAACGCAAACAGCUGUAGAAAACCCAUGUCCUAUCGGAACAUACAGUAACAGUACUGGACUCAAAAACUCUUCACAAUGUACACAGUGUGACCCAGGAUAUUAUUGUGAAACAGCAAAUAUUAAUGAACCAACUGGUCAGUGUUUCGCUGGCUUUUACUGCCCAAUUGGAUCAAGUUCACCUAAUGCAAGUGAAUGUGUUCAAGGUACAUAUUGUGAAGUUGGAUCACCUAUACCAGUAAAUUGUCCUAAAGGAAUGUAUGGGUCAUCAUCACAACUUACAGCUCUAUCAGAUUGUACAUUCUGCCCACCUGGUGAAUACUGUGACUCACCUGGAUUAAUGGCUCCGUCAGGUAACUGUCUACCUGGAUUCUACUGCAGCAAUGCUUCAGAAGAAGCAAGUCCUGUUGGAAGUGCCUAUGGUGAUGAAUGCCCAGUUGGUUCUUACUGUGAGGAAGCAAGUCACGAACCAAGAGCAUGUCCAGCUGGUACAUAUCAACCAUUUACAAGGAGGACCAAUGCUACUGCAUGUUUAGACUGUGAUCCAGGCUCAUAUUGUAAUGCUACUGGUCAAUCAGCUGUCACAGGAGAUUGUCUUGAAGGUUAUUACUGUAUUUUGUCAUCUACAAACAAUGCCCCUACUGAUGGUAUAAUGGGAGACAUUUGUCCUAUCGGCUCAUAUUGUCCUACUGGCUCAACAACACACAUUUUCUGUCCUAAUGGAACAUACAGCAAUCAUACUGGAGCAGCCGUGUGCUAUGUCUGUCCGGAAGGUUUCUAUUGCACAAAUCGUGACAAUGCGGAACAAUGUCCAGCAGGAUAUUUCUGUCCAGAAGGUACUGGUGCGGACAUUCAGCCAUGCCCCGCAGGAACUUACAGUCCAGUGCUCGGGCUGAUCAGACAGUCUCAAUGUACACAAUGUGAUGGUGGGAAAUAUUGUCAGAUACCUGGACUGUCUGAAGUAUCUGGAAAUUGUAGUGCAGGAUAUUAUUGUGAAUCAGGAGUUGACACAGCCACACCAUCAAGUGCUGUCAACAACACGGGUAUAGGAGAUGAAUGUCCUAUGGGAUUCUAUUGUCCGGAGGGUACAACUACACCAUUAUCUUGUGUUGCAGGAACAUACAGUGACUCAUUAGGUCAAGCGUCAUGUUUGACUUGUCCAGCCGGCUAUUACUGUGCUGAGAACACAACAUCAUACCUGCUAUAUCCAUGCCCUGCAGGCUUCUAUUGCCCCAGUGGUACCACACACUCCACACAGUUCCCAUGUUCCAAGGGCUACUACAAUCCCACCACAGGAAUGGAUGAUAUCACAGAUUGUCUGGACUGUCCCCCGGGUUAUUACUGUGAAUAUGAUGGUUUGUCAACACCAAGUGGUAAUUGUACCGGAGGUUGGUACUGUACCGGAACUUCAUACCAGUCUAUGCCCGUUGACCCAUCAAAUUCAACUGACCCAUCAAUGUGCUCAUGUCCAGCUGGUAACUACACCGGUGGUAAUUGUUGGCCGGGAACAUAUUGUCCACCUGGUACCAACUACCCAGUACAGUGUGAUGGAGGAUAUUACUGUAGUCAAUAUGGAUUAACUUCCCCUGAAGGACUUUGUGAUCCUGGUUAUUAUUGCUUGAGCGGGGCAACCACUCCUAAUGACACUUUGUGUACUGCCAAUCAUUAUUGUGAACAAGGAUCAACCACGCCCACACCAUGUCCUCCAGGAUCAUUCUCAUUUAGUACUGGAAAUAUUGAUUUAGCCAAUUGUGACCAGUGUACACCAGGAUAUUACUGCUCUAGUACCGGUAUAACAGGACCAUGUGAUCCAGGAUUUUACUGUCCAGCUGGUCAAAGUUCAGCUACACCAGCUAAUCACACCUGUCCGGCAGGUCAUUAUUGUCCAGGUGGGGAAGGUCUACCAAGGCAGUGUGCUGAUGGAAGCUACCAGGAUGCAACAGGACAAACCUCAUGCAAAGAUUGUCCUGUUGGAACGUAUUGUAACUCUGUAGAGGCUACAGCAGAUUUUGGUUCAGCUACUGGUACCAUUACACCAAAGGAUUGUCCAACUGGAUUUUACUGUCUUGUGAACACAAGUUCCUCUGGUGAUUAUCCUUGCCCGUCUGGAACUUUCAACAAUCUCACGGGACUACAAACAGAGGCAGAGUGUCAGAACUGUUCCAGUGGCUCUUACUGUGGAAGCACAGGUUUAUCAAACCCAACUGGUCUGUGUACAAUGGGAUAUGUUUGUCUGGCUGGAUCUGACACGGCUACACCGACCAAUGGCAUCAAUGGAUACAUUUGCCCUGCUGGUUCCUACUGUCCUCAGGGCUCAACUAUAGAAACAUUUUGUCCAGCCGGGACUUUCUCAAAUAGUACAGGACUUCAGGCAGAAUCGGACUGUACACCUUGUACUGCUGGCUACUAUUGUUCAUCAACAGGACUGACUGAGCCAUCAGGUCCUUGUGAUGCUGGUCACUAUUGCAACAGUAGCGCUAUACUUCAAAACCCAACAAGUGAAUUAUAUGGAGAUAUAUGUCCAGAUGGCCAUUACUGUCCGUCGGGUACCGGAACUCCGGUGCCAUGUCCAGCAGGAACCUACCUUUCAACUACAGGAGGCAUGACAGCUAGUGACUGUACAAACUGUCCAGCUGGAAGGUAUUGUGGAUCUGCCGGUCUUAGCAAUUAUACAGGUGCAUGUUCGUCUGGUUACUACUGUACGGCACAGGCUAACACAAGUACACCAACAGAUGGAUUAACCGGAGAUAUAUGUCCAGCUGGCCAUUAUUGUCCAACCGGAAGUACCGCACCAAGACCAUGUGAAGAUGGUACGUUCAUGAACGUUACUGGAGCCGACAGUUGUGACGUCUGCUUGCCGAGAUAUUACUGUGUUAAUCAGGACCGUAUGGAUGAAUGUCCGACUGGUGCAUUCUGUCCUGGUGCGAACGGAUACAACUACUCUCUUUGUCCUGCUGGAACAUUCAAUAAUGUCACCAUGUUAGAGAUGGAAUCCGAAUGUCAGCAAUGUAUCGGAGGAAGUUACUGCGCUACUCCCGGUCUCCCAGCGCCAACCGGUGAAUGUGCUGCAGGAUACUUCUGUGAACUAGGUGUAGACACAAUAGCUCCGGAAAAUAACAAUACUGGAACUGGAGGGCCAUGUCCUAUUGGUCAUUAUUGUCCGAUUGGUACAACAAAUCCAAAACCGUGUCCUGCUGGAAGAUAUGGUGAUGAAAUGAGAUUGAGCUUGUGCAAGUCAUGUCCUGCGGGCUACUACUGUGUGGCAAGUUCAGAUAACUACACUAGUACACCUUGUCCAAAAGGAUCUUACUGCCCCCUGGAGACAGAGUACAGUACCCAAUACCUAUGUCCUGCAGGAACCUACAACAAUGUCACUGGAGCAGAUGACAUAUUUGACUGCCGCUCAUGUACAGCUGGGAAAUACUGUGACCUUGAUGGGUUGUCAGAGCCUGUAGAUGAUUGCACAGCCGGCUGGUAUUGUGCUGGUGGAGCAUUUAGUUCAAAUCCCAUUGAGUACAACUCCUCUGUUCCAAGUUUUACUGUAAACAUGUCGUGUCCCACUUAUCUCACUAACUUUACAGGGGGACCUUGUGUUGCUGGCAACUAUUGUCCCACUGGAUCAUCAGCUCAGAUCCCAUGCCCAGCAGGCCAGUAUUGUGGUACAGACAAUCUAGCAUGGCCAACAGGAAACUGUUCAGCUGGAUCUUACUGUAGUGGAGGUGACAUUGUGCCAAACCCAACACCUUGCAGUGUAGGUCAUUAUUGCCCAGAGGGAACACCUACAGAAAUACUGUGUUCACCAGGAACAUUCAAUAAUGUAACUGGUGGUCAGAGUGUAGUUGAUUGUCAGGAAUGUACACCAGGAUCUUAUUGUCAAUCUUACGGAUUAUCCACACCAAGUGGCCUUUGUAGCAUCGGUUACUACUGCCCAGGGGGUCAAGAUUCGUCCACACCUAGUUUAUAUGCAUGUUCACCUGGACAUUUCUGUUAUGAAGGAAGUCACAACCAAACUGGUUGCCCAUCUGGGGACUACCAGCCUCAUUGGGGUCAAGGAGACUGUGAUCCAUGUCCUGAAGGCUCAUAUUGUAAAGCAUUUGGUGAUUACAUGGACUUAGAUGCAGAUAAUAUAACAACAAGUGGAAAUUAUUCUGGACUUUACCGAAGUUACCGAGGUGUAGAUGUACCGACAAUCUGUCCAGAGGGUUCAUACUGUCCUCUAAACACCAAACAUGGUGUAGAAUAUUUGUGCCCUGAAGGCACAUACAGUAAUGUGACAGGACUGUGGCAGUCAAGCCAGUGUGCUCCAUGUGAACCAGGAUCAUAUUGUGCUGGUGAAGGAAACACACAACCAUCUGGCCUAUGUGAAGCUGGAUAUUACUGCACAUUAGGAGCUUACAAUGCAACACCUUCUGAUGGUUCAACUGGUGAUAUUUGUCCAGUAGGUAAAUACUGUGUUCAAGGUAGCAUAACUGGAACUGGAUGUCCAGUGGGAACUUUCAAUAAUGUGACUGGACUGAAGGCUGAUACUGAAUGUACUGAUUGUACAGGAGGAUUUUAUUGUGGAAGUGUUGGACUAACUUCUGAAUCUGGAACUUGCUGGGCAGGUCAUUACUGCUCGUUAGCUUCAAUAGUACCAAACCCUGUAGCACAGUCAUAUGGAGAUUUAUGCACAGCAGGACAUUACUGCCCGAAUGGCACUGCCACACCAUACCAAUGUCCAGCUGGAACCUUCUUAAACACCACUGGUAUAGGAGAUAUAGCAGACUGUACACCCUGCUCUCCAGGGUCAUAUUGUGAGACUCUAGGACUGGUUUCCCCGACUGGACAAUGUAAUGCAGGUUAUUAUUGUACCCUGAGUGCCAACAACAGCUCACCUACCGAUGGUAUUACUGGAGAUAUUUGUCCCGAGGGUCAUUAUUGUGAGAUUGGUUCAGAUGACCCGACCCCGUGCUCUAAUGGAACAUACAUGAACACUACAGGUGCAUCUGCUUGUCUGAUAUGCCCAGAAGGCUUUUACUGUGUUAACCGGGAUAGAGCUGACAUCUGUCCACAGGGCAACUACUGUCCAACAGGAACUGGGGCUGAUGUACAACUAUGUCCAGCAGGAACAUUUGGAAAUGCUACAGGAUUAUAUGAGCAAUCUCAGUGCACUGACUGUACAGGUGGAUAUUUCUGUGCCACUCCCGGUAAUGCUGCCCCAGAUGGUGUAUGCACAGCAGGUCACUACUGUACUGUAGGGGUUGACACAGCUACACCAUUAACUAGUGGGUCUCACACUGGAACAGGAGGUCAAUGCUCAGCUGGUAACUAUUGUCCAACAAACUCAGCUACAGAAACCCCAUGCCCUGCUGGAACAUAUGCUAUUAAUGCAGGUCAAGCAAUGUGUGACCCAUGUCCUGGUGGCUAUUACUGUGAGUCCGGUACUGCAGACUACAGUCCAUUUCCAUGCCAGUCAGGGUACUAUUGUCCUGAAGGUACUGAAUACACUGACCAGUAUCCAUGUCCAUCAGGAACUUACAACCCAGAUAUGAACACAAAUAAUGAAACUGCCUGUAAGCUGUGUGACCCAGGAAAGUAUUGUAAUGGAGCCGCCCUGGAUUCUGUGUCAGCAGACUGUGCCCCGGGAUAUUACUGCACAGGAGGAGCAUCUGAUCCACGUCCCACAGCCAGUGGCAAUUAUUCAACAGUUGAUUUGUGUGAGUGCACAGACCAGAAUUUCACAGGAGGAAGAUGCCAGCCUGGUAGUUAUUGUCCUCUUGCAUCUGGAGCGCCACUAGAAUGUACACCCGGUCAAUACUGCGAAACAUAUGAACUUUCCACUCCUACAGGUAACUGUGAUGCCGGUUAUUUCUGUCCCGGCGGAGACAUACAACCUGACCCUCCAGCAACCAUCUGUACUGUCGGCCAUUAUUGUCCUGCCGGUUCACCCUCACCAACGCCGUGCCCUGCUGGUACCUACUCCAACUCCACUCAACUUACACAGGAGUCAGACUGCCAGAACUGUACAGCAGGGUAUUACUGUGUGUCACCAGGACUAAUUGACGUUGCAGGUCCAUGCCUGGCAGGUUAUUAUUGCCCAGGAGGCCAAUCUGUGCAGGAUCCAGUAGAAUAUCCAUGUCCACUUGGAAUGUACUGUCCAGAAGGUACUGCAGUACCAUUCAUGUGUGAAAACGGCACUUACCAAGAUCAGCUUGGACAAUCUUCCUGUAAAACAUGUCCAUCAAGAAAAUACUGUGACCCAUAUGAACUGGGUGUAGGAAAUAACGAUACUGGAAUUAUCCUUCCAUUAUCAUGUCCAGUUGGUCACUAUUGUCCACUUGGAACUGGACCUAAAAACAGUUACCCAUGCUUGCCAGGAACCUACAGUAAUGAUAUUGAAUUGGAGGCAGACAAUGAAUGUUUUGGCUGUACAAAUCAGUAUUAUUGCCAGUCAUAUGGUCUGACAGCCCCCGAGGGUUUGUGCGCCCCGGGUUACUUCUGCAACACUGGGGCAUCAACCCCAACACCCACAGAUGGGGUAACAGGAGAUAUCUGUCCACAGGGCCAAUAUUGCGAGGAGGGAACAUUUAUACCCACUGACUGCCCAAUAGGAACAUACAGUAACUUGACCGGACUGGCCAAUGCAAGUCAGUGUAUACCAUGUGAUCCUGGUAAAUACUGCCCAACUCUUGGUUUGAUUGAGCCCCAUGCUGACUGUACUGCUGGACAUUACUGCGAGCUCGGAUCAACAGAACCCGCUCCUGUAGGACAGACAUAUGGAUACGAAUGCAUCAUCGGUCACUAUUGUGAACAGGGUGCUAAAUCUCCAACACCGUGUCCUAAAGGAACUUACAAUCCUGAUAUAGGGAAACAAGCUGUAUCAGAUUGUAUUGACUGUCCUGGUGGAAAGUAUUGUCUCACUACAGGAAGUAGUAAUAUCACAAAUGACUGUGAUCCAGGAUACUACUGUAUUGGUGCAGCAUUUGAAAGCAAUCCUACUGACAAUGUAACUGGAAAUAUUUGUCCAGUGGGCUACUAUUGUCCACUUGGUUCAUCCACAUACACAAUCUGUGACCCAGGCACAUACACAAACACCACUGGUCAAGCAAUAUGUCAUAUCUGCCCGGCGGGCUUGCAGUGUACAGGAGGAGAUGUUGCUGAUCCAUGUCCACAAGGCCAGUACUGUCCUGAAGGCACUGGACUAGCUACUCAACCUUGUCCUGUUGGUACAUAUGGAGCAACGACUGGUCUAGCUAACUAUACAGACUGUACAGAAUGUACCUCUGGCUUCUACUGUGAAACAACAGGUUUACAGUCACCAACAGGUGUCUGUGAUCCUGGCCAUUAUUGUGUACAAGGAGUCAAUUUGAAGGUCCCGGCAUCUAAUAUUGUUAAUACUGGCACUGGGGAUAUUUGUCCAGCUGGAUUUCAAUGUCCCAGUAACUCUGCCUUCUACAGCCCUUGUGUACCAGGAAAAUACUCACCUGGAGAAGGUUAUGACAGUUGUUUAGACUGUCCUCAGGGAUAUUACUGUGUGAAUGCUACGGUGACACCUGUCACAUGUCCGUCUGGUCACUAUUGUCCAGUUGGUACAACAGCAGAUAAUGAGUUCCCGUGUCCUGCUGGAACUUACAACAACGUAACAGGCUCGACCAAUGAUACAGAUUGUAUUGAAUGCCCACCAGGGUAUUAUUGUGAAGGAACAGGAAAUAUUGUUCCAGAUGGUCUCUGUCAGGAAGGAUUCUGGUGUGCUGGUGGUGCUUCAAGUGCUCGACCCUACGACCCUGGCAAUGCAGUGUCUACUGGCGGAAAUGCUACAGCUUUGUAUUCCAAUGAUACAUGUGCACCACAGUGGGAUUGUCUGUGUACAAGUUUCCUCAUGACCACAGGUGGAAUCUGUCCGAUGGGUUACUACUGUCCCGAGGGUUCAACCAAACCGAUUGAUUGUGACCCCGGGAAAUACUGCGAGACACCUGGUCUUGCUCUUCCCACAGGAAACUGUACAGCCGGAUUUUACUGCACCAACACAAGUACGACACCACAGCAGACGGUAUGUCCGGUGGGUUAUUAUUGUCUGGAAGGUGAACAACCAACGGAAUGUCCCGCAGGAACAUUCUCUAACAAUGAACAGAACCAACAAGAAUCAGACUGCACUAACUGCACGGCAGGAUACUAUUGUAAUGGAACCGGUUUGACAGCUCCUAAUGGUGAAUGCUCACAAGGAUUUUACUGUCCAGGAGGUCAAAGUGCACUGACACCAUCAGGUCUAGAUUGUUGGGCGGGUCAUUAUUGUGAACAAGGAUCCAUCAUCCCCACUUUCUGCCCUAACGGAACUUACCAGCCAAAUAGCGGUCAAUCAGCAUGUUUAGAUUGUCCACCAGGUUUCUAUUGUAACCUCGCAUUAGGGGAUGGUACUUAUUGCGAUGGGCAACAAGUUACAGAACCAACCAACUGUACCAUGGGAUAUUACUGUAGUGGAGCCACUAGCAUUCCAACACCAUGUCCUGUUGGUACAUAUGGACACGCCCUCAACUACAUUACAGCUAGUGACUGUCAACCUUGUACACCGGGAAUGUACUGCGAGACUGAAGGACUUAUAUCUCCAACCGGAAAUUGUAGUGCCGGUUUCUUCUGUACCGGAUCAGCUGAGGAAGCUUCUCCCUCCAAUCACAAUGUUGAUACAUCUAAUAAUUCAUCAUUUACUGGGAAUGACAUUUGUCCGCUGGGAUAUUUCUGUCCGGAAGGUUCCGACUAUCCACAACCUUGCCCAAUCAGCACGUUCUCGCGCAGCACUGGUGUACAGGAAGUCAGCGGUUGCCUGCCAUGUUUGCCCGGUCACUACUGCAACGUUCUUGCAAACAUUAAAAACUCAACAAUGCCAAUCUGUGAUCCUGGGUAUGUUUGUCUCGAGGGAAGCUCAACACCAAACCCCACAGACAAUGUUACAGGAUACAUUUGCCCUCGAGGAUUUUUCUGUGAGGCUGGUACCACACAGGAAGAGUCAUGUCCAGUUGGAACAUAUCAAUCAAGUUUAGGGCAAGAUAAUUGCACAACAUGUCCAGCAGGAUUUAUGUGCCUGGAAAGUAAUAUGACUGCCCCUGAUGUCUGCAUGACAGGACAUUACUGUGUGUUUGGAGAUCCGAACCCUGUACCAUGCCCAGCAGGAACAUACAAUAAUGCAACAGGUCAAGAUGAUGUAGAUGAUUGUAUAGAUUGUACAAGAGGAAUGUACUGUGAGGGAACAGGAAAUACCUUACCUGAUGGUGAUUGUGAGGCUGGGUAUUAUUGUGAUGGUGGAGCCAACACGAGUGCACCAAGUCCAUCUGCUGCAUAUCCUGAUAAUGGUGUAUGCCCAACAGGACACUACUGUCCGAAUGGAACCAAGAUGUGGGUCCAAUGUCCAAUAGGAACAUACAGAGCUUCCACAACUGGUCAGUCAGUGGAUGAUUGUCAACCAUGUACGGGAGGAUCGUAUUGUAAUAAUACAGGCUUAUCUGCCCCAUCAGGAAACUGUAGCCGUGGUUACUAUUGUCCUGACAACGAGUCUAUAUCAACGCCAACACCUACAGAAGCUGUCCAGCAAACCCUUAGGGAAUUUUUGGGUUGUUCAAACUUGGAUCUUUCCCCAAACCAAUCAUCUGUCCACCAUACCACUACUGUCUUGACAGUAAGUCUGAUAGCCAAUCAAAUCAUCUGUCCACCAUACCACUACUGUCCUGAAGGAACACUGGUACCACCGAUUUGUCCAAAUGGUACAUACACACAUGACAAUACAACAAAUUUACAGGAAGCAUCUGAAUGUUUGCCGUGUGAGACAUCAUUUUACUGUCGUAGCGGACAGUUAUCAGCACUGUGUGCGGCUGGAUACUACUGCAAGUCCGGUGCUGAGAGCGAUAUUCCAGCUACAACAACAAACUUUACAGCCUGCUCAGCAUACGGAGAAUGUGCUGGACUUUGCCCUGCAGGUUAUUAUUGUGAAGAAGGAACUCUUACUCCAUUCCCUUGUCCAGAAACAACUUUCCGCAAUACAACAGGUGCCGAACAGGUGGGAGACUGCGAUUUCUGUCCUGCAGGAUACAUGUGUGAUAAUGGAACAUCGGAACCUAUGCCAUGUAUAGCCGGUCACUACUGUCCACUUGGUACUGGACUUGAAGCUGUGCCAUGCCCUAUAACAACAUAUUUAGAUACAACUGGUGCGGCAGUAUCUGCAGAUUGUAAACCAUGUGAGAAAGGCUAUAUCUGUAAUGAAACUGGUAUGACUGAUUAUUCAUUAUAUCCAUGUCCAUCCGGAUUUUACUGUAUACGUGGAGAGGAACCUCAUUUGUGUCCGGCAGGCCGUAUGAGAAACGAAACUGGUGCUGGUGACCCUACAGACUGCCCAUUAUGUAGGGCAGGAUAUUAUUGUCCAAAUGAUACAAUAAACAAACAUGGAAUACCAUGCCCAGAGCAGUACUAUUGUGAGGAAGGGUCAGCACUGCCUGUUGAUUGUGAACCAGGUUACUAUUGUCCAGCUGUAACAGGGGUGGCCCCAAUAUGUCCACCUGGUUACUAUUGUCCAGGACUCACAUUAGAUCCUAUAGAAUGUGAGAAGCCAUAUUACUGUCCUGAAGGAAGCAAUAUGACAUUGAUUUGUCCUCUAGGUUAUCAAGCAGUUGAUCAUGCGGGCAUCAGAUAUGACAGUACACUAUCCUGUAGAAUCUGUCCUGCAGGUUCAUAUGGUAAUUACACAGAUCGUUCACUGUGUGAAAGUUGUCCACCAGGUUACUACUGUCCAGCUGGCACAGGUCAUGGAGAUUCUAACCCAUGUAGGGUAGGUUCGUAUUGCCCUCCAGGUUCUUACCAGGAAACAUCUUGUCCAAGAGGAUACUAUGGAACAGUUUCUCUCGCAUCAAGUGUCAGUGAGUGUACAGCUUGUGUUGCAGGCACUUUCAGUAAUUUGGAGUAUGCAACAGAAUGUCAGUCUUGUGGAGGAAGCUCAAGUAGUACAGCAGGAUCAGUAGCGUGUACUUGUAACGGACGAUACAGAUAUUUCCAGGAGACCACUGCAGCAUGUAUUUGUCGGUCUGGAUACGUCUUCUAUGACCAGACAGACACCGUACAAAGUGAACAAGACAGCAGUGAAGACUGUCAACGGAUAUCAUUUGCACGAUGCAGCAGACACCAAACUCGACUUUCUACUACAGGCCAAUGUGUUGAUCCAAGCAGCUAUGAUUGUAGUAAUACAGGGGGAUGCUCUGGGUCAAGCUACUUUAGUCUCGAUUAUGGGAGAUGUUUCUGUGACAGUUAUGUGUCCGAGUCGGUGAUUUGUGACUUAACAUGCCAGGCUACAACGCAACCAACAGUAACAGCAACACUCAAAAGUGAUGGGUCAUUUGUUGUUGGUAUUGCGGAUCCACAGACAGGAAAUACUUCAGAACUGGUAUUACCUAACAUGUUUGGACCAGAUGAAGGUUAUACUGGCACUAAUGCACCAAUUCUUGUUGUAUCAUUCUACGGUGAGGCUGGUGUGGCAGGAACUAUAUUUGAGGAUGCCUCCAGAGCUGAAGAUCUUGCAUUAACUGUGCAAGAACUCUCUGACAAAGCUGUUGCUAAUGGAUUUGUCGGUCGUAGACGUCUUUUCUCGACGCUGACUAUACCAGCUAAUGAAGUAACAAACCCUGUGAUGUGUGUGGAAGUGGGUGAAAUGGUGAUCUUCAAACUUCUCAUCAAUGAUACAGAUCGCACAAAGAGUCAUUAUCCUGUCUACAACAAGAAUCACAUGUUCAGCACGAAUCCUACGUUUGACUUUGGACCAUUUACAUUACUGAAAUAUGAGAUUGAGAACACAAAUGCUAAUAUCACAAACUUUGCAUAUGUCUUUACAGAAGGCGGAAAUUUUGUUUUCUAUGAUGCCCAGGACUCGUCUUUGGAAGUAUUGAUACGGGUGGAACCAACUGGUGUAUCAUGCUCAUCAUCGUCCCGUAUAAAACCAGCUACACCAGCCAACUUACUGGUGCUCGGCUUCUCCCCACAGUCUGUCGAUAACGUAGCUCCAGAUUGGAAUCUUAUCAUAGGAAUGCUUGCUUUCUUUGGAAUACUCAUACUGCUGUUGAUUGUGGCGGUCAUCAUCUGGCUACCAAAGAAUGCCGGACUUUAUCCAAUGUUACACUGGGCACCAAAAUACCGAAGUCUCGGUGCACCUGCACCAGUACCAUACUACAUGAGAUACGAUCCAGACCAGUGGCCACAGAAACCACUGGAGUCAGAUGUUCAUGAAUCACUUGGAGUAAGGUCAGAGGGUGACGGAGAAGGGGCGGACCUAAAAUCAGCACCAGCAUAUGAAACUGGAUCUGUUAAAGCUACAGAAGGGUUGUUGGAAGACUUCAAUGUGCGCGUGUUUUAUGACAAGCUGGAAGAUCAGAAUCUACAUUUGGCAGCACAAUUAGCUCGACAGAAAGAGGACAACCAGGUGUUCUAUAAUAAGAUGCUGGAGCAAGUACAAGGCCUAAGAGAUCUCUUGUUGAACAUGGAUCCUGACAAGUUUGAGGAACUUGAAAGAAAACUAGAGGAACGUGAAGCUCGACUGAAGAGAGAUGGUUUACAAGGGGCGGGAAUGGGUGCAGGACCGACGAUAAUAAACGCAAAUGUUGGCAUUGGAGAUAUGAACAAAUCAAAGUUUUCAGGAGUUGGCUCGCCAUUCUCACGAGAAGAAGAUCUGAUGCUAGCAUUACAGUUACUGCUGGACAGAUUAAACUCUGGACAAGUUCCUAUAAAUAAGUCAGUGUUAGAACAGUUACAGAAGAGCGGUGAAGGUGGUGGUGGUGGAUUAAUGACAGAAACAUAUACAACGAAUAUCACCGGAGGACGGGGCAUGCAGGGUUUAAGCAAAGCUUUUGCUGAACUUUUAAGACGUCAGAAUGGAGAACGACUCCGACUGGAAAAAGAACUUCUCAAGGAAGAGGAAGAAGCUCUGAAAGACCUGGUAGAAGAAGAGGACAAUAAACGUAAACAGAUGUCUGAUGGAAUGGCUGAAAAACUUGUCAGUGAUAUACAAGGUGCAGCCAAUGCUGCCCAGGUAGCCGACAUUAUAAGAGCUUACAGUGAACAACUGGGUAAAGCAAUGAAUCAACAUAGCAGCAGCAAGGAUAGACAGACGAACGAUCUUCAUCGUAAACUUGCUAUGAGACGUAAAGCUCGUGAAGAUGCUCUUAGAGAAAAACAGAGCAGAGAGGCCGAGGAGGCAGGUUUACCAUUACCCCAGGAAAGUGCAGAUAACUCUGAUGUUAAACUGAAGAUGUCUCAAGGUGUGCUGGACACCCUACAAUCUCAAGAGGCCGCUGGUACGGCUAAACUCGAGAUUGACCUUGAAGAUAAUUUUGGAGAUGAGGAACGAAGAAAAUUAUCUGACAGGAUGAAGGAACAUAUUGAUCGUUUGUCAGAACAAGGAGUUAUAACAGCCGAGAUGAAAGACAAACUGUUGAAACAACACCAGGAUACCGAGGCUGCACUUGAGAAAAAACACAAGGACGGUAAACAACAGCAAAUUCGUAACCUUGAAGACAAAAUGGCCUUACUUCGAAAACGUAGAUUUGAUAAGCUGAGGGAUGAACAGGAGAAGUACAAGAAUGAAAGAACAUCGAAAUUGAUUCAAGAUGGCCACAAUGAUGAACUAGAGAAAGAGCUUGAGGUUCUUAAACAACUGUUUGAACAACAAAUGUCUGCUGCCGAGGCUGAAAUGGAUGCAGAAGAGAAUGAGCACAAACAUAAAUUGACAAAGAACCUGAAUGAUGAACAUACGGCAGGUUUGCGGGAAACUCAGCGCCAGAUAAUGAAGGUAGCCAGUGACAGCUGUCCCGCAUCUGAGCAGGUCGCGCUACAGAGAUUGAUGGAUGAAUAUCGUAAAGAACAAGAAGGUCUGUCCCAAGAAUUGAACCUUGAGAAACAGAGACUGCGUAAUGACCUUCAGGCUAAGUUAAAAUCAAGAAGAAGUCGCAGAAUGGCAGAGUCUCUGCGUAAAAUGGAAGAGAUAGAAGCUCAAAGAAUAAUUGCUGAGCAGAGGAAACAAAUGCAGCAACAGGCAGCAAACAAGGGAGACAACCAGAAUGGUGUUGCUACGGAUACAGGGUUGCUGAUAGCUCCUCAAGUCAAUGUUGGUGAAUCAAUGGAAGAAAGAGUACUUAAGAAAUCACAGGAUCAGUUUAAGGACAGCCUACGCAAACAACACAAAGAUUUCUUUGAGAAGACCUCGAAUAAACUUGACCAGGAGGCUCGUGAAGAAGAGAAUGCCCUAAAGAAACAAUUAGACGAGGAACGUAACAAGAUUCUCCGCGAGAAGAAGAACAGACACCAGGCCGAGAUUGACGCUCGACCAGAUCUUAGUCAGAAGGAAAUUGAAGCUAUGAUGUCCCAACACGAGAAGGAAAUGGAAAAUUUGGCCGAGAAACUUGAAAUGGAGAGAGACCGGCAGUUACGUGCUCUUGGUGACUCGUUGUCAAGGCGACGAAAUCGUAAACUUGAGGACCUACAGCGUCGUAAUGACACAGAGUACAUGCGUACAAUGAUUGAUCAGAAAAAAGAGGUUGAAGAAUUGCAUCUUAAGAAAGCCAAGGAGGCGGAACAUAAAGCGAUUAAGGAAGGUAUUAAGGAUAAUGGAGAAGAAGACAGUGAGAAGGUGAUCAAGGCGGUACUUGCUCAGAGACACGCCCAGGAAAUGGCUGACCUUGAAACCCAGUAUGCUGCUGAGAAACGUAUGAUGGUGAAUGAAGCUCUCAAUAAACUGAAUGCCAAGUAUGAUCCUAUACGUACAGAGAUGUCUAAACGUCACAACAAGGAUCUGUUUGAUUUACAGAAAGCCGGAUACAGUCCGGAGGAGCUUCAAGAGAAACGUGCUGAGUUGAUGAAACAACACGAGCAGGAAUUAGCCGAGCUUGAUCGUAAACAAGCCAGUGAGAAGAGUAGUGUAGAACAGGGAGCACUGGCUGACUGGGAACUCAGUUUUGCUAAGGCCAAGCUUGCACUUAAAGAAAGACAUUACAAGGAGUUUGCGGAUGCAUUGCGUGAGUUCACACCAAACAAGGAUGGUGCCAAAGAUGCUGAUCAGAUGGCAUCAGAUCUGGAACAGAUGAAACAGACAUUAGAGAAACAGAGGCUGGAACAGGAACAAAAAAUGAAGAAAGAACAUCAAGAAUUUGAGUCAGAAGAGCAGAAACACAUGGAGAAACAAAUGGCUGCCUAUGUACAACAACUAGAACGUGAAACAGAGGAAGAGAAAGCUAAAUUCGAGAAAACAUUUAAAGCCCUUGGCCAGAGAAGAGAUGAGAUUAUUAAAACACAAAAAGAAAAAGCUAUGGCCGAGGUUGAGAAGUUAAGGAGUCAAGGAGCUAGUGAGGAGAAACAACGAGAAUUACUAGAACAACACGAGCUUGACCUACAGAGACUUGUCAAUAGAAUUGAUUCUGAUCGUCUAAGGCAACAGAGCACAAUCCAACAACGUAUCCAGGAGAAGAAAGAGGAAAAGCUACGAAGGAAGCAGGCAGAAUUAAUCAACAACGCAGAAGAUAAUCGUCUUGAGCUUGACCUCCGUCAGCAGAACCAAGUACAGAGAAUGAAAGCUGAUGAGGCUCUUACAUUGAAUGAAGCCAUGAAUAUUGAUACAGCCCAGGCUCUAGCAGAUGGUCGGCCAUCUUCACCAGUAUCCCAGCAUUCCCUGGAAGAUGAUGAUGAGGAAGCACUUCCACCAUCUUACAAAAUGGCUGCCCCGAUUAAUGAGGCUGAUCUUGUUGCACUGUUAAUGGCUUCACCGCUGUAUCAGAAACUAGAGAGUAUAAAGUCACAGAUUGAGAGAGGAGCACACAAGGGUGAUCAGAAGGAUAAGACUGAAAGUGAUGGGUUCCAUGAUGCAAAGGAUUCCGAGUGGACGACAGAUUCUAAACUUGAACCAAUGGACUUGAACAAGCUUGAUGCUCGCAAGUUUAUCGUGUACAAGUUUGGUUGCUUUAUAUCAGAGCUGAUAUCAGCUCACUGUCAGCAUGCACCUGUCACACUGCUGAUUGCUGACAAGAUUCCACCCAACGAGAGAUUGCGCAAUAACCCAUACAGAAAUUCCUUCUUUUUCGAUGCCAAUAACAACAUACUGUAUGUACGUUCAGCAAGACUGGAGACAGUUGGAGAAUUUACAGUUGUUUUGGUGCACACGCUCGCUCACAUAAAAUCAGGUGAUUUGAGAAAUGACAGCAACCCCAACUUCCAGAAGGAGUACCACCGAGCUAUGGCAGUUGUUUGUGAUGAUUUGUUCUUUGCUCGUUUCCGACGCAACACAGCUGGUUCCAUUAAGAAUGAGCCAAGUGUAGAUGGCGCUGUUAAACUUCUACAACAGAUGUUUGGUAACUGUCAUACAGAAGACGAGAAGGUGAAGAUGGUAGAAGAUUUACUUGAUGUCAAGUUGUUACCGGCAACCAAUGUAGACGGUGUACAUUUCAACCCUGAGCGUCUUAGAGAAAGGUUGAAUGAAUACUCUAGUUUUACAAUGACGAACAAGCUUCACACAAUGCUAGGAAGUAUGGAGGAUAAAGUACAUCAGGCAAAAUCUCAGGGAACUUCUCACAAUGUUGACCGUUCACUUCUGAGAUUGAGUCAUAAGUUUGCACCAAGCAGUCAGACACCACUAAAUAGGAAACUUCCUCUGAGAUUUGUGACAUCUAACAUGACUGGUCAUGCUCUAUGGCAGACAUUUGCUAACCACGCCGAGGCAGGAGAUGCAGAAUUAGGCAGUCUACCAGAAAGUAAAUCUGCUGAAGACAGAUAUGAUGACCUGUGCGCUGAUUUUACUGAGGUCAACAAGUCCAUUCUAGAAACAAAAGGUAAAAUCCAACAACUAACUGAAGAUGUCACUGCACAAACUGAGCGAGUUGAGAGUUCAAAGGGCAAGAAAGGUCAACCAAAAAUGUCAACAUCAGAGAUAAUGUCCGGAGCAAGUGAGAGACUGACCGAGUUGAAGGCAGACCUUACCAAACUUGAAAUGGAGAAAACACAGAUAAUGGACAAAAUGGGAGAAUGUGAAAAAUAAGAAUUGUGAAAGCAAUGUUGACAAUUUGGACAAAUUAAUUUAUAAAAUGUGACAUUGGAAAAUUAUAUUUUUUUCACUAUGAAAAUAUAGGAAGCUUUAUCUGUGAUAUUAUGAAUAUAUAACAUGCCAGGAAAUGUGAUCAGUAUAUUUAUAGAAAUGAAAUAUGAAAACUGUGAAAAUAUUUAGACAAAUUUUGUUGUAACAGCUUUAAAACUUUUUUUUUAUUUUCUUUAUCACAGAUCAAUGAAAGUUUUUAACAGGUUUAAAAACAUUCAUUCUUGUUUAAGAAAUUAUUGAUUGUAUAUACAUGUAUUUAAAUACGUUUUAAUCUCCGAAUUUCAACAAAAUUAUGUCUAUAUAUAUUUGAAAUAAUAUAUUUUGGCUUCCUUAGAGAAAAUGAAUAAUCUGCAAUAAAAUUAUUUCAUUUUUAGGCUGUACUAAUAAUUCUAAGUAAACAUGGAAUAAAGAAACUACCCAUAUAUUCCACAAUAAUUUGAAGAGUAGAUAAAAAAUCAACCAGAUAUCAUUAACUUUACUUUCUUUUUAUGUUGUUGACAUCACACUGAUAUUUCAUCUUUUUUAUUGCUAAAAUUCUAUGCAAUUUUGUAGUAUGCCAUUUGAUAUAAAUGUACAUUUAACUAUAUUCAUUUAAAAGCUGCAGUAUAUUUUAUUACUAGCUGUUAUUUUAGGGCAAGAAAUACAGUUAGGAGUAACAUUGCUAGCAGCUAUUUGACACUGAUGCAUUAACAUUAUCAUACAUUACAUGUACAUAACUUCAUAUACGAUGAUUCUCGACCCGUCGGGAAGAAAGCAUUUUGCUGAUAUGUCUCAUUACUUACAUUUAUUUAUUUUAUAUUAUUGACAUAUUUUUCUCCCCUGUUCUUUUUCGUUUUGUUAAUGAUGAUAGUUGUCUUAUUGUAGAAUAUUUUUUCUGUCUAAUUUUUUUAUGAACAUUCCGUCCUUUCUCAGUGCAUGUUUUUUAUGAACGUUCCGUCCUUUUUCAUGUUGAGACUUUGAAUACAUUUUGAAAAUAAACUGUGAUAUUAUUAUACUUAUUAUCAUUAUUAUUAUAGGACAUAAAGCAUGUUUAAUGCUAUGAUAAUAGGCGCAUGUUUGAUGGCAAAAAUUGAUUAUUGACUGUAUUUGAUUGCAACACAAUUAUUGACUGUAUUUGAUUGCAACACAAUUAUUGACUGUAUUUGAUUGCAACACAAUUAUUUACAAUUGUUUGAUGUGCUUUAAGGAGGUUAAAAAUGUUUGCUGGAUCAAACGCCUCUAUAACAUUGUGUUGUUACAUAAAUAUUGUUUUCUUCAUGUAUCAUAAUAUUUUAAGUCAAUGAUCAACUUUUUAUGUAAUGUCGUGUUAAACAGACAAUCAGUUAUAGAGAGUAAAAAAAAAAUAAAAUAAAAUUUUGGUUGAAUACACUCGGGAUAUCUGUAAGAUCAAAAUAUUAGAACUUGUAAACCAUGUUGUCUAUAUUAAACACAGAAAUAAAUUUGGACAGGGUCAUGGGGGGAAUUGGGGCUCGGAUUUAUUUGGUUAUUAAAAUGUUGGCUGGCCCAUAAUUAUAUUUCCUUUUUCUAAGAUUGUCUGUUUGGCUGAGAUAUUUCAACAUCUAUGUUUAAUCGAGAUUUGUAAACUGCUGAAUUUUGAACAUUUUCAUUGGAUUCCGAAGUUCUUUGCUGAUUUUUAAUGUUUAUGCAAUUACAAACAACAAUUACAUGUACAUUUUUUUAUUAAUAUAGAUAUUUAUUUUUGUAAGAAAAAAAGUUAUAUUUUUACAUUAUACAUGUAUGUAUUUUGUUAUUUCAUUUCAUGGAAUACUGUCUGCCUUUGUUAGCAUUUAUGAUUUACAAAAGUCACUCUAGAAAUAAUGCAUUUAUAAAAUUUCUUUCAGAUCAGAAUUAAUGUGGCUAAUUUUUAUAUUGAAAUGACAAGUUUGUAACUAUUUUAAGUGACUUUUUUAUGAAAAAAUUAGGUAAUAUAAUAAAAUAGAUUCAUGCUAUUAAUAAAACUAAAAUUCUCUGUAGUUGAAUUAUCUGUCAUAUUUCUUUGUUCUGUAAAGUUAUUAAAAUUCUUUGACUGUUA